GUGUUAGGUUAGCGCGAGGCGUGACCUAGUUGACAGGCUCUGAGGUGCUGCUGUGGAAGCGGCCGUCGGGCUGAGGCGGGUAGGAGCCCAAGCCGAGCGCGGGCUGAGGGAGGAGGGCGACGACUGGACGGCGACGAGCGGCGCAAGACGCAGAGCCUCUUUCACUUUUUUCCUCCUGGUUGCCCCCCUCCCACCCCUCCCACUCCACACACACCCUGCUUGCCCGUGAGCCUGGGGAACUUGCAGUUUAAAGCCAGCCACCCCCACGGCAGCAUGUACCCCAGCAACAAGAAGAAAAAGGUGUGGAGAGAGGAGAAAGAACGUUUACUGAAGAUGACCUUAGAGGAGAGGCGCAAAGAAUACUUAAGAGACUAUGUUGCCUUGAACACAAUUCUAUCCUGGAAGGAGGAGAUGAAGGGAAAGAGCCAAAAUGAUGAGGAAAAUACUCAGGAAACAUCAGAAGUGAAGCGAAGUUUGAGUGAAAAAGUUUCUCUCUAUAGAGGUGACAUCACAUUGCUAGAGGUAGAUGCUAUAGUCAAUGCGGGUACAAAAGAUUCUGAGGGAAGAAAGUAUGCAGCUGAUUGUUAUUCUUUUUGUUUCAUUGAAGUGACCAAUUUUAAAUGAAAAUGUCAAUUUGAAGUUCUAGUUUUCCUCCUGAUUCAGAUUCAGUGUGUUUUCUCUUUUUUUUGUUAUUAAAGAGACAAGGAAAUAAAACUUGACAUUUUUUUCUGUGUAAAUCCCAAACUUUAGGUUUGAUAAAAUACUAUGAUUUUUCUCUUUAUAUACUCUGUAUUAAGAACAUACAUGUAUUUUACAUUUAUAAAGUUAUUUAUUUCUCUUAUCACUCAAUAGCUAAGGAACAUUUCUGUCUUCCCACAUUUCCCCAAUCAGCCCUUCAUCUUCCAUCCCUUCACUUUUCCCUUAUUUUCUUGCUUUUGCCUUAGCCUCUUCUCUCUUCCACUCAACUGGCUAUUCUGAUGUUUUUCUAGUUUACCCCACGGCUUUGCUCAAAGAAGUGCAAAAUGGAGGAAGCGGAAAAUCAAACACAGCAUAUUAUAGUGAUGCAUGCUUAUACUGGCUCAGUUCACAAUAGCUAAGCAGUGAAAAUCUAAGUGGACAUCCAUCAACAUAUGAAUGGAUAACAUUUUAUAUAUGAUAUACAUGCGUGUGCAUACCUACACAUUUUUCAGUUAUACAGAAGAAUGAAAUGUUAUUUGUAGAAAAGUGGAUAAAACUAUCAUGUUAUAUGAAAUAACCAUAGUCAGAGGGUUUUAAUGUAGCAUAUUUUCUCUUGUAUGAGGAACCUAAAAUAUGAAUAAAUAUCUAAAAUAAAGGAGAAAUGAUAGGAAACUAGAAGACUCCUUUUUCCCCCUCUUUUCUUCCCCUUUCCCUUCUCCUCCUCAGUCUUUUCCUUCUCCUUCUUCUCUUAUAAUUCUUAUCAGUACAAAUAUGUUAUUUCAUUUUUCUGGAUUUCUUCCCUGUAGUAUCUGUCUAUGUUAUGCUUUCUUUUUUAAAAAAUGUGAAUUAAGUUUAUUGGUACAUAGUAAAUAUACAUAAUGAAAACACUCAUCAUAGGGGUUUUGUACCUGUAUGUGAUAUAUCUUGCUUCUCUUGCUUCUCUUUUUCCAUUCCUCUCCCCUCCCUUCAACCUGUCUUCCCUUCCUUAUUUACAAAUCUUUGUUGCCCUGUUUUUUUCUCAUUUUUUCUUUUCUCUUCCUUUCUUUCUCUUUCUCCCUACCUUCCUAUUUGAACAUUUUCUUCCCAUUUCUCAACAUCUAUUACAUAUCUUGGUCUUUAUUUACCCUUUCAUUUUCUCACAAGACAAACAAUAUGAUAUUUACACAUUUGUCUGAUUUAUUUCACGUAAGAGUAUAGUCUUAGAAUUAUAGUCCUGUCUUGGUUACUUUUCUCUUAUUGCUGGGACAAAAUACCCAACACUAAAAGUGAAGGAAGAAAAGGUUUAUUUAGCUCACGUUUGUGGAGGUUUCAGUCCAUAAUUAGCUAAUUCCAAGGCAGGGUGGCAUGGCACAUAGGCAACACUUGAAGGUAGCAGCCAGCAAAAGCAGCCAAAGCAAAAGAGGGGAGAGUAAGCCUCUUCUCUUCCCUUAUAUUGUAAGCAGGCUACCCUUCAUCCAGAGUGAGUAUAGCACUCGCACAACCUCUGUGCCCUCUUCUUGCACAGGAUGAGGAUAUUUACCAAGUAAGGAUCCUGGCUCCCUGCUGAGUCUAAGUUAAAUUUCUUACCUAGAAAUGUUUUAGGUUUAUCUUUAUGGCUGAGGAGUACUCCAUCCAUUGUAUAAAAAAACAACUUUAUCUGUUUAUCAGUUGAUGGGCAUUUAUGCUAUUUCCAAGAUUUAGGAAUUACAAACUGUGCUGCUAUAAACAUGAACAUGUAUAUAUCACUGUGAUAUAAUGUUUUUAAUUCUUUUGGGAAGAUACCAAGAAGGGGAAUAGCUGGCUAGAAUGAAACCUCUAGGUUUGAUUUUUUGAGAGAUCUCCAUACUGAUUUCUGUAGUAGUGGCACCAGUCUAUACUUCAACUAACAAUGGAGAAGGGUUCUUUUUUUCUCCUCACAGCCCCUACAGAAUUUGUUAUUGGUUGAUUUCUUGAUGAUAGGCAUUCUUUCUGGAGUGAGAUGGAAUCUCAGUGUUGUUUUAACUUGCAUCUCUUGAAUGACCAGUCAUAUUAAACAUUUUUUUCAUGUAUUUAUUUGCUGUAUGUACUUCUUCAUCUGAGAAGUGUAUAUUCACUUCAGAUACCAAUUUUUGAACUGGGUUUUAAAAUUUGAGGAUAUGAAAUUUUUUUUUAGUUUUCUGACUUUGCAUGAAAGUAAAAUCAAAAUGGAUCAAAGUUCUAAAUAUAAAACAUAAAUAUUAAAUCUACUGGAAGAGAGAAUAGGUAGAACUCUUGAAGACAUAGACGUAGGCAAAAUUUUUAUGAACAAAACUCUGAUUGCAUGGGAAAUAUUAUAAAGAAUCAACAACUUGGCUGUCAUCUUACUAAAAAGCUUCUGCAUAGCAAAAGAAAUCACCAACAGAAUGAAGAGACAAUACAUAGAGUCAGAAGAAUUUUUAUGUGCUUUCUUAUUAAAGAGAAAACUUCUUAGCUGGAAUCAACUCAUAUAAGGCUUUUUAAAGGUUAUUUUUAAUUGGUCAGAUUUCUUUUAGUAAUAAGAGCGAUGGAAAGCUAAGAAAAAUAAUGAAGAAACCACUCAAGUAUGAAUUUAGCAAGAAGAAGUAAAGAUGAUGUUGUAGUUAGGGGUUGCAAGAAGAACAAUUACAUGCAGUACACAUAAUUUAUAGUAUUAUUUAUAAUGGCCACCCAAGAAGUCAAAUACAAAGAAAGUUCAGGAAAUUUGUCUACAACACUAGAGUCCUAGAAAAUCCAGCUCAUGGGCCUGGAUCCUAUGGUAAUAACCUGCAUGAAUUCAGCUAAAAGCCUAGAGCCCUCAGCAAUGAUUCAUGCAAGUCUGUUUCACGGAUCUGUACUCAGAAAGCCCAAAGGUCAGAGAUGGAAGCUAGAAAAUCUGUGCGGUAGGUUGAGGGUUCUGCACUGGAGUCAAGAACCUAAGCUCAAAAUAAGGACCAGGCUCCCCCCAAAAUACCGUAUAGCCAUCCUCAGUGACAGUGAGGUCCUGAGUUCCUCUAACGGUAACAGCUGAGAUCGUAUCAGGAAGCCAGAGUGACAAGCUUCUGGAGUUUGAACAGCAUACAUCUCCUUCUCCAAAGCAAGGAAGUGAUGCUCAAAGUAAGGGCUGGAGCUCCCCCAAAGUGAACCACAGCCACUCUCAAAAACAAGGUUCUGAGCUCCUCUUAUGAUAACAGCCAAGUUCAUAUCAGAGAGGCCAGCAUGACAAACCCUCCAGGAGAACCAACAGCUCCAAACAAUACUUAGGAGAAUCCACUUGCUACUUUUUUUUUCUCUAGGUCUCCUUUGUAUGCUGGCACCAAUCCUCAGGUGGGCCAUCCACACUCAGCACCACACUGACUCAGUUCAGCUGGUGUUUAAGUUGACCACCAGUUACCAAUCCACUACAGAUGAUAUAGAAGAAAAUAUAGUGGUGAUAAUAAUGUCUAUUUCAAGAACAGGCAGGGAUUGGGAGUUAUAAACUGGUCAUGCAUCUGAAAGUAACAUUAUAACAGCAAAGAUUUCUUUUGUAUUAUGUACUAGAGGAAGAACUUUCCCCAAUUAUUUUCUAAAAAUAAUGUGUAAUUCUCAUUGAAAUUCUACACAUUUUAUAUGGUAGUCUUGCAGCUACCCUGCCUGUUUUAAGUAGACUUAAUAUAUAUAUAUUUAUCAUUUUAAAAAUUCAGCAAAUGUAGGCUAAAAUAAAAAAUAUAUAAUCUCAGCACAUUAAGGAUUGCAGUUAUAUUUUGGGGAUAUAUUCUUUCAGUAUUUUGAAUGGCUGAAUUUAUAUUUAGCUUUUCAAAAAUGAGACGAUACUACCCUUAGUGUUUUAUAGCCUCUUUCCCUUAUCUGCUGGACAACACAUAAUAAUCUGCCUGCAUCACAAAGUAUCUUCUAAAUCAUGGUUUUUGAUAACCAUAUCAUAUAGAUAGGUCAUAUAUGGUAGCCUUUUAAUCUUAUACUGCUGAACAUUUAGACAUUUUAAUAAAGUAUUUAUUACUAAUUGCACUGUUAUGAUUAUUUUUAUGAUUCUUUAUAUAACACAAUUAUUAUGUCACACUAAAUUCUUAUACAGGGCUACACAGAGCAAAGCAUAGACAUUUUUCAGGCUUUUGAUACACAGUCCCAAGUGGCCCUCUAGAAUGGUUGCUACUGAUUGUUUCAUCUGUCUGUGGUAAUAAGUGAUUUGACCUAAAUUUUUAAGAAAUCCAUCUGUAUUUCUUGUAUGGAAAAAUAGGGCAUGUCUUGACUUUGUAAUUGGUAAGAUGGACACUUACACAUAAGCAGCUACUCUUGUGUUGAGCUUUUUGCAUUUAUUUUUGUGAAUGAUUAUUACGAUUGGGCAAAUAAUUAUAUGGGUGGAGAAACAGUAGAUGUGGCAGGGUUAACUGCUGCGUUUGGGAGUAUUUUUUAAAGUAUUCCAUGUUCGAACCAGACUUUCAAAGUUCUAUAAUACUGGAAUUUUACUGAAUGACUUUCUCCAAAACAAAAAACAUAUAUUUAGUAUUCAGUAUUAAAUACCAUAUUUAUAGAAAACCUUCUCAAAGGAAUAGAGAAAGUAUGUUUGUUAGUGUGCACACUAAGAUUUAUGUUAAAACCAAAAAAAAAAAAAAAGGGAGUAAAAGUGGGUCUGCAGACAAGAUUGAAUCUGUGCUUGGUAUUCAUCCAUAUGGUGAUGAUCCUGAACCCUGCAGUUCCAAGCCUAUGUAAUGUGGAGUAUAGGCAGCUGAUAGUCAUUGUGGAUUUAGAGUUUAUUAUUUUUUUUCUGAAAAUGGCUAUUUGGAAUGCUGUAGCUUAUGUUAAAUUUUUAGAAAAUUUGAAUUGGGUUUAGUUGAUUACUUUGUCAGUUAAUUUGCAGCUGGUAUAAUCUGCUAAAGUAGAUGUCAGAACUGAGCCAUUACUCACAGUAGUUUGAAUCUAGCCUAAUUUCUGCUAUUCAGGAGGGUAGGAGAGUUGUGGAGAAAAAAGUCAUUUUGGAUGGUUUUAACACUAUGUUGUAUCUGCCAUAAAAUUUUGCGUUUCUUUUUUAAAAAAUUUUAUUUAAGGAGAAAAAGAAAACAGAAAAGAGGUACAAGUUAUACAGAAUUUCAGAAAAAAUAAACAGGAAAUCACUAGUUAAUAGAUUACAUAUUUUCAUCUUAGAAAUAGUUGUUCAAGUUACAAAAUUAAAGCAUAUAAAGUGGACAUUGAAACAGUGAGACUGCAAAGAGUUCUGUUCAAUGAUCCAACAAAACUCAGUACUAUGGUUAUCUAUCUUAUACACUGAAAUAUGCAUGUAUUUAUAUCCUUUAGAGCACUUUCUUUUCCUCUCUUUUGUAUAAUGACAAUUACACAUUUUGGGUUUUAUUACUCCCACAGUUCUUAUUACUUUUUUUGAAGAGAAUAAAACCAAAUAUGACAACAAAACAGAGUCAGUCAAAUCAAAAGGAUGGACAUAAUACAUACUGUAAAAACAAAAAACAAGGUGUUCAACAAUGGUUACCAUAAUGCCUCUUGCUAUCUUAAAAAGAAUUGCCUAUAUCAUCAGUUAUAAUAAAAUUGAACAAAACAGUAAAGAACAAAACCAAUAAAACCAAAACAUUAGAGACAUUACAGGACUUCAAAAGAAGAUAAUAAUCAAACCAUAAUGGGCGUCAUAAUGAAUCUUAUUGUCUUCACAGUUGUUGUGUAUAUUCUCGAACUUGGUAGUAUCAAGCAAAACAGAACAGAGGGAAAUCAGUCAAAACAAGAUGGUGAGAGCAAUAUAGGGUUUCAAAUCAAGUUAAUAGGAAAUCAAAGUGGUUUACUAUGAUAUAUCCUGCUAUUUUUUUAUUUUUCCCUUAAAUUAAAAAGAUAAAAAUAAAAAGUAAAUAAUAAAAAAAGGAGAUUGAGAUAAAAGAGGACAUAACAGCAAAACAGCACAGGUCAAAACAAACAUUUAAGCAAAAGAGUGUUUCACUACCAGAUAUCCCGGCAUAAAAGUAGUUACCAUAGUGUCUCUUUCCUUGAAAUCUUUGAGUAUAACUUCGUAUACUGUAGCAUCAAACAUAUCAAGACAAUGUAAAACCAUUCAAGAGAAUGACAGUAUUACAGGGUAUUUAGAACCAACUAACAGAAAAUGAAAAAUGGUUUGUGUAUAAUCUCCUUGCCUAUAAAAGUUUUUGUUUAUAUUAUCACAUAUAGUAAAAUCCAAUAAGAUGCAACAUGUUAAGAUUGAUGGAGACAGAAGGACAAAAGCUUGAUGGGACUUCAAAACAAGAUAAUAUUAAAUCAGCAAUAGCUAUUAUGAUGUCUUGUUUUCUCCAAAAUAGCUGUUCCUACCAUCCAACCUUCUCUGCCUCAUUUCUAUUGAGCUCUUUUUCUGUCAUUAGUUGUCAGUUUGUCUUCUUCAUUUUGAUUUCUGCUCCAUUCAUUGUAGCCUCUCUUCCACUGUUUCUGGAAUCUUGGUAUUUUUCUUUUUUUAAGAAUGUCCAGCAGUGUUCUCUGUAGAGUUGAAUUGGUGGCUGCAAAUUCCCCAAUUCCUCUUUAUCCUGGAAGCACCUUGUUUUUCCAUCAAUUUCUGGGGACAGUUGUGCAGAAUAUAUCAAUCUUGGCUGGAGGUUAUUAUCUUUCAAAGCUUGAAUUAUUUCCUCCCAUGCUCUUUGUGAUUUGAUGUUUUGUGCUGAGAAGUCUGCUGUAAUUCUGAUGGGUGUUCCGUUGUAAGUGAUCUGUUUCUUGUCUCUGACAGCUUUUAAUAUUCUGUUCUUUAAUUGGAUUUCUGGAAUUUUGAUUAUUAUAUGCCUGGGUAUAUUUCUGUUUGGGUUGUAGGUGGCUGGGGUCCUGUAUGCCUUAUACAUCUAAGUAUCUUUACCUUUUCUUAAAUCAGGGAAAUUCUCCUGGAUUAUUUCUGUGAAUAGCCUUUGUAGUUCAUUUUUUUAUGUCCCUACUUCUUCCUUUAUGUUUUUAAUUCUUAAGUUAUAGAUCCUUUAAUCUUCUAGCCUUUGUAUUAUUCCUGUUUGUUUCCUUGUUAUUUUUAAGAAGUUUUUCAUUUCAUGCUCCCACAUUACAAAUCUGUCCUUCAGUUCAGAUAAUCUAUCCUUGGUUUCUUUCAAGCUGUUAUGCCAGCUUUCAAUAGAGCUUUUAGUUUCCUGGUAAUCUCUUUGAACCUGUUUCACGUAUUCUAUGUUUUCUCUAUUGAACAAUUCUCCCCUUUUUUUCUGUUCUUCCAUUCCACCAUCUGUUUUUUCUUGGGUGGUGCUUAGCAUUUCUCUAACUAUUCUACUUAUAUCUUGCUUUAGGUCAUUAAAUACUUCGCUUUUGAACUCGUCUAUGAGACUUUAUGUCUAUUGGUGCUGUGUCUGAUAUUGCAUGUUUCUGUCCUCAUUCUCCUUUGCAUUUACCUUUCCUGGAUCAGUCUUCUCAGGAUUGGGAGCCAAGGACCCUUUUUUGUUGCUCCUUCUUCCCAUACUUUUUGUUCCUUCCAUAUAAGCAUAUAUAGGGGGCCCAGUUUCUUUCUUCAUCGGUUACAGUUUGCUUGAAUCUGCUGGCUAGGUGUUCCCGCCCACUGCAUUGUACUAGGGAGACACAGAUCUGGGCAGCCUCUGCUGGGCCUGCCCCUCCAGGUCAGUCAACCUACUGAAGGCUUCACUGCUAGGGUACACCACCAGGCGCUGGGACCUGGUUUGGGCUAGCCUACAGGGUCUAAGUCCAUGGUGUCACCCAGGUCAGGGCUCCCUACCAAUCCUGCUUGAGAGGGGAAUAUAUGACUAAAGUCACUGCAGUGUCCUGUUCUGGCUAGUCUGCCCCGUCCCAGAAUGUCCUCUGUUAGAGCCUCCUAGAUUAUAGAAGGGUCCCCGUUCCUCUCACUCAUCACAGGUUGAUGCAGGGCUCCCCGCCAGUUCCACUCUCAACUCUGUUCGCCGAUUCCCACUCUCAGAGAUUUUGCCUCUCUGUCCCUGCUGUGUUGAUUCAGACGCAGCAGCGGCGGUAGGAAAUUCAAAUUGCCGUGCGGGUUCCAGCUUCUGCUGAGAUUUUAUCUGUUCCAGUUACAGCACCAGGAUUGCAUUUCCAGUUGGUUUCUCUCAGCUUAGUUCUUUCCUGGUUCAGCAGGGUAUAUCUCCCCUUGCUUAGGACUCCUCACCCCGCACCAUUCCUGGAUUUUAAGCUGGGUAUCUCAGGGAGCCUCCGUAGCUGCUGUUAUCUAUUCGCUAUGUUCUCCUAGAAGAAAAUUUUGCAUUCCUUAAUCCAAAAAAAUUUUUUUGCACUUCACAUUGUAUUUAAAGAAUAUAGCACAGGUUUUUCAGUGUGGAAGUAUUGUUUUCUUAUAUUCUAUAGGUUCUUAAGGAUAGCCUGAAAAUGACAAUAAGGUAAAGAGAAAUAUCCAUGAAAUCUAUUUUUUUUUUCUCUCCAAACCUACUAAACGUUAGGAACCUGUGUGUAUUAGGAAGUUUUGCUGUCAUUGAAACAAAAUCCCAGACGUCUGCCACUUAAAGGAGGAGACUUUUACUUUGGCUUAUUGUUUCAGAUGUUUCAAUCUAUAAUUAGCUGGCACUAAGGCAGAAAACUGCAUGGCAGAGGGGCCUGAUGGAGUAAAACUGCUCAGCCCAUGCCAUUGUGGAAGCAGAGAGGAGCAAGAGACAAAAAGAAAGAGACCAGGGACAAGAAUACUCUUUUCCUAGUCACACUCCCAGUGACCCACCUCCUUCAAACUGACCCUGCCUCCUAACAGCACAGUUUAACUAGGAACUUAAAAUGGAUUAACCUUCUGAUAAGCUUUGCAUCUCUACAAUAGAGUCACCUUCUAAGAGCCUCACCUCUGAGCACAUGAGAAUUUUGAGGAAUAUUUAGAUUUAAACCUUAACAUUGUGCUAUUAGGCCUCUUUAGAGUUUGAUAUUUAAGUGCUAGCCAAGAGAUAGAGAAGGAAGUACAUUGCUUUGAGAUUUAGCUAUGAAAUUGUGCCUUAUGUCUCUGAUCUCAGCUAUUUCCUAUAAGGAAUAUUUUCUGUGUUUUACUUUGUUGAAUUUUCAUGUUUUUGAGUACAAUUUUACAAUUAGUUUUGAAGGAAAAACAAAAGUAUCAUUUUCCAAGUUGAUUCCAUGGUAAAAAAAAUUUAGCUAGAUUUAGUAGUAGCUUUAAAACCACUUUAGUAAUUAGGUAGCAACUGAUUUCACUUUCUCAUAUCUUAAUACUUAAGUCCCUCAUUCACUAGGCUCCAUAAUUUAUAUAUGGUUCUUCAUGUUGCAAAGAUGUUUUGGCCCAAUAAACUUUGUUUUCUACAACUUUUAUGUUUCUUUAAAAUCAAGUAACUAUGUAACAUAAUGUGGUCUAUUAUGCAGAAUAUAUGCUGUGGUAACACAAUCAGUUCCAUUGUAUUUGACAAUAGUUUUUUAAAUCUUUGAAUAAAUUAUGUGAGUCAAAAAUUAUUAUUUUGAAUAUUUUUUCAUUUUUUCAUCUUAAGUUUAUUUUAACUUUAUAUAUUUUCAAUUAGUCCACAUACUUAUUCUUGUUAAUCGAUAAUUAUGUUUCAAUUAUUAAAAUCUUUCCUUGAUUCUGUCACAAUGUGAUCAUUUUUAUACCUAUAAUUUCAUGGCUUCUUUCUUCAGAUGAUCAUAUAUACCUAUUACUUCUUGGAUUCUGUGAUAAUGUAGUCAUUUAUACCUCUCUUUAUAUAUUUACAUUAAUUUUACAUUUUGUAUUGACAACCCUUUACUAUUUGUUUUCUUAGUCACUUUCUAGUUCUGGGGACAAAUAUCCAACUCCCAUAAUUUAAUGGCUCACUUUUAUAGUUCAUUAUUGGCUGGCUCAAAAGCAUGGAGGUAUAGUGGAAAGACAUAGUAGAGGAAAAGCUAUUCACAUUAUGGUCUUUAGAAAGUGGAGGGAGAGGGACGGUGUCAAGAAGGGGAGAUAUGCCCUGCCAGAUCACAUCCCCCACCUCUUCACAUCAGGCUCUCCCUCCUAACAUCAUAUUUAACUAUAUCCCCCAAAUUCUGUUACCUUUCAGAAACCCUGCCUAUGAGCACAUGAGGCUUUGGGGAGACACCUACAUAUAAACUAUAACUUUAGCCAAACAAUUUAAUCUGCUUUGAUCAUAAACUAAAAGUGAGACAAAUGAGUUGUUAUAGAUAAAACAUAGUUAUAGACAGAUAUCAGUCAACUCUUCAGUUGAUGAUUGAAAUGGGUGGCUAAGAUUAUCAGGGUAAAGCAAGUAAUAUACAUAAAGGUUUUCCUGAUAUCAGCAAAUGCUUGAGAAAAAAUUCUAGAAAUAGCAAGAUGAAAUUGAUGAAUUUAACAAAUCUUUCAUUAGAGGUAAAGUGUGAUUACUAGAAAGAAAAAUAGUCAAGUGAGAAAUGAGAAGAGUAUAGUCUUCAGACAGAACAGGAAACCUUCCUAGUGCUUUGCUGGUGAUCCUAGAUACUUUAGCACAGCUGAACAAAGAUAACUGUAUUCCUUAUAUAAAUAAAAAGGGAAAGAAAAGGUUAUUUGGGAAUUUUGAGAUGGGAAGAUGCUUAGUGUUUUAGCUGUUCUGUCAUUCUGGUAACACUGUAGGGUGGGUGGCUGGUCAGUUCCAAGAGCACACUAAGAUUUUUGUCAGAUAUAAUAUGUAGCUAUUAAUGAGAACAUAUGGUAUAUUAACGUUAUUAUAUUGAUCAAAGGAAACAACAUAAGAGCCUCAACAAAUGGUUUCUGAAUGUAUAAAACUGAGGAUACUUAUAAUUAAGGAUUUUUUCAGAUACACACACACACACACACACACAUACAUAGAGAGAGAGUCAGAGAGACAGAAACACAUGUACACAGAGAGGCAGACAGACAGACAGAGAGACAAAGAGACAAAGACAGGGAGAGACCAAAGGUAUAAUAAAUGUUUUAAAGUGAGAAACAAUAGGUCUUUGAUAGAAUUUCACUAUGCCAUUUAAAAUAGUCCCCAUAAUUUUAAUUCUAAUGUGGGUUAUUUUUUCAUAAGUCUGGGUUAUGUAACAGAGAAGUGAAUAUUUUAAUGAUGUAUUUAUGUAGUGUCAAAAAUGAAGAAGCAAUCUUUUCACUAUUUUUUUCCAGCUGACUUUUGUUCUUAAUUCUAAUUUGCCAGUUUGGAGGAAUGAUUUGUCAGCUCUUCUGUGUAGAACUUUAAAGUGAGAUAAAAAUAUUUUAAAUGCGUAAGUAUAGGAAGGAAAGAACAGGUCUGUUUCCCAAAACUUUGAACUAGUGUUUGCUUAUUUCUUAAUAGUGUUAGAUCUACUAAAUAUUUAAAAGGCUUUUAACGAUAAAUGGCUCUUUUUCGUUUCUCAUGGUGCUGAUGACUUGGUUGUAUCUAAUUUUAGACCGGUGUCAUCAUUAUUGAGUUGCAAUGUGUUCUCAUUAUGCCUGAUGAGUGUUCUGGCCAGCUUUUGUUGUAGCCUGAGAACUUUUUAUAUGAUGAAAAUUCAAGAAAUUGAAAUUCCAUACACACUGAAAAUGGAACCUGUCAGAGUAGAUUCAGUAUAUAAUUUAGUAGUACUUUUUGAAUUUUAUCUGUAAGCUCUGCUGAUUUUCUUAGGAGAUUCUGGUCUCACAUGAGUUUGAUUGUAUACCUGUCCAUCUUCUCUUGGUCCAUAAGACUAUGUAAUAACUUCUUUCAGUGAGAUCUUUGGAAAUACUGUCUACAAAUCUCUAUUUUAGUAUUUAUCUUGAGUGUUAUUGUUAGUUGUUUACAUGACACUGUCCUGCUACAGUGUGAGCUCCUUAAGGAUAAGAAAUAAAAGCUUUUCUUCUUUACAUCUCCCUAUGGGUGAAAAGAAAACAGCUUCAUGGAAGUUUUGACACUUUAAGUAAGUGUUGGAAUCUCCUAAUUUAGGCUAGAAUAAAAGUACAUUGUUCUGACUCGAAAGUCCUAGUGAUAGUCAUUCCUUUACACAUAUGCAUGGGUGCAUGCACACGUGCACAGAUGCACACACAUCCUGUAUUCCUUAAAAAAAAAAUAUAUAUAUAUAUACAUACCCAUAUGUAUACAGAUAUAUUGGAAAUGAUAUUAGAAAAUAUAUAGAGUAUAAUCAUAAGCAUAUUUUUAAUAACAUUCUGUCUGAAGAAAGAUAAUUGGCCUAAAAGAUUCAAAUGCCUUUAUAGUUUCUUCUAAGUUGCUUGCAGAGUCCUGUGUCUGUAAUCUCACUAUUUGGGAACAGCAGAAUCUUUUAAGUAGUUUGAGACCAGCUCAUGCAACAGAACAAGGCUCUAUUAUCUCAAAUAAAAAGCAAAACAAAACAAAAAAUGAACUGUUUCUUCUAAUGUUUCUUCUAAUGUUUCUGCUAUUUAUGUUUUAUAUUUUCAUCUGUAUUUAACUUUAUCUUUACAGUUAUAUAUUGUUAUCAGUACUUUGCCAUCAGUAUGCUAUUUUACAUUUUUAUUAUCUGUAGUAUAAGGAACAUUAUACUAAAAACUUUUCAUGCUUGUCUUUUUGUAUUCUUUGAUCAGGGAAUCCACAAUAAAAGAUGAUGAAAAAGAAUUAUUGGCUUUUACCUAAUUCAACUAUAAGAUUUUAAUCAUGCUUCAUUUAAACAAGUUAGGAUAAAUGUGUUCCUGAUUCUGGUAAUCUUAGGCUAGGAAGUUCUAUGGCCUCUUUAGUAAUCAGUUUCACAUUUUAUUGAUAUUUACUCUGCCAUGAUUAAACUUUUGAAACUUUUUAAAUGCAUCAGACUCUUCUGAAAACAGUUUCUGUUACUAAUAUGUAGCCUCUAAAAGUUCUCUAUCAUUGUAAUAGUGUAACAUUUUAAUUAUAAGUAUUAGCUUCAAAUUUAGAAUUCCUAUGCCAAGAUCAUAGUUAAUCAUUUUGUUUUUAAAAAUAUUUAAGAAAUUAAUAUCCUCUCAAUUUUCUUGAAAAACAGUAUAGAUGUGAGGUGUUUAUUACAACUCUUUUAUUAUGGUUCCUAGUCCCAAAUAAAGAGAUAGUAUUUUAAGAAAUGUGUUACUCUCUUUAUUUUUUUCAUUUUGUCUUUCAAGGGUAGGUUUUACUUGCAGUGUUGGUCAGAAAUCACUGACCCUUUUAUUUUUAGUAUAGCUAGAAUAUCUAACCCACUGUUAUCUGUAUUUCUUCCAGGUUGCCAGCUUUAUAACCUAAAACAAAAAUUGAUUCUUGUAAUAAUGAAAGUGACAUUUUCUGCAUAUGUAACCUAUUAGUACCAUCCUAGUCCUCUUUCAAUUUUUACCAUCAGUGGCGAAUUAAUUUAUAAUAUACUCAUUUAAAAUAUUUACUUCAUAAAAAUUUUUAAGUUGUACUUCCUAUUCCUUUUACCUGUCCUAUUCUUUAUAUUUCAGGUUGCUUUCGGUAUGAGUCAUCAUGUGAUUUCCAACCAAAUUGAAGUUAACUUUUCUAUAAUUUCUGCUUUUCUGAAAGCAUUUUUUUCUUUUAAACCUUAUAUAUUAUAUGAUUGCUGGAGUUGUUAAGUGCCAACUACUGAGAAAUAGUGUCAGAGACACAAUUUCUGACUGGGAUAAAUGCAACUACUUUGCAAUAGUUGAUGUAAAUCUUUGUAAGGGUCAUCAUGAACAGAUGGUUCUCUAUCCUGAGGGACUGAAGUCUGAGUUCUACAGAUACAAUAUUUUGCACAUUAACAGGAGUUUACUGCUAAGGUUGUUAAGACACAGAAUUUCAAAUGAUUUCCAAUUCUGUUUAACUUAUAUUAAUUUAUGUUCCUUUAUGUCCCAGUUCAUGAAACAAAUGAAUACUUAUAUGAAAUUAGGGUAAUUGACUCUCAGGAUGAGCCUAAUAAAAGAAAACAGGAAAAUGCAAGUGUUUUGGUUACUUUUCUCUCUGUUGAGACAAAAUACUGAUGCCCAAAAUUGGGAGGAAAAGUUUAUUUCUCAUAGUUCUUGGAGGUUUCAGUCCAUGCUCAGCUGGUUCCAAGGCAGGCUGGCUGGUGGGGGCAGCUGUUCAUGGCCAUCACAAACAGCAAGGUGUGAACUGGUAAGAGAGAAAGCCACACUUUCUUCCCACUGUUGCAUUAUAUCCUGGCUCCACCCCUGGGCUGGUGAAACACCAUCAAUCCAAGCACUAGACAAUGAACCAAUCACAAAUGUUAGAUUUGGUUGUGUCUAUGAUUACAUGAGGCUUGGCGCAAGGCCACAAGAAUACAAACCACAACAGCAAGUGAGGUUACUUAUUCACCUAUGAGACUAGAGCAAGGUAUAAUAGAUUUAAAUUCUUUCAAGAAUGCCACCUUUCAUUUUGACUGACUUGCUAAUUAUACAUCUUUGGAAAAUUACAUAAUUAAGAUUUUUCUCCAUUGUCUUUCUUAAUAGUCAGAUGUGUUUUAGAGACAGACAUAAUAAUGCCCUGGAUAGCAGAAACAGGAUUUGUUUACAUUUAUCUUAAUGCCUAAUACACAGCAGCUACUCAGUACUUUAAUGAAUAAGUGAGUGGAUACAUUGAUUGAUGAAUGAAAAUCUCUGUUAUUAGUGGACAAAUUGGAAAUACUAAUUUAUUUAGACCAUAUUGUUCUACCUUUCUAACUCUGAAGGUCAUUUCUACUAAGGUAGUUCUUACUAAGACCUUGAGGUCUCACCUCUAAUAUCUUAUGUGAUUGGUACUAUAAUUUUUUGUCUUUUUGACACAGGGUUUCAUUAUGCAGUUCAGGGUUACCUAGACUUCAUUUUGUAGACCAGGCUGGCUGCAAACUUACAGUAAUCCUCCUGCCUCAGCCUACUGAAUGUUGGGAUUACAAAUGUGAAUCAUCAUGCCUGGCUCUCCAUAAUUUUUUUGGUGUGAUACUGGGUAUUUUUUUUUAUUUAUUUAAGGAGAAAAGAAAAAAAAAGUGAAAGGGUACAAGUUAUACAGAUUUACAGAAGAAAACAAUGAACAGUAGGAAAUCACUAGUUAAUGGAUUACAUAUUGCCAUCUUAAAAAUAAUUGUUCAAGUCACAAAAUUAAAGCUUGUAGAGUGGACAUUCCAACAAUGAUACUGCAAACGGUUCUGUUCAAUGAUCCAAUAAAACUCUGUGAUAUCAUUUUCUAUCUUAUACACUUAAAUAUACAUGCAGUUAUAUAGUUUAGAGCACUUUCUUUUCCUCUCUUUUGUACAAUGACUAUUACACAUUUUGGGUUUCAUUGCUCCCAUGGUUCUUAUUGCUUUUUUGGAAGAGAGUAAAACCAAAUGAGACAUAACAGGACAGAAACGGUCAAGUCAAAAGGGUGGACAUAAUAGAUAAUAUAAAAACAUAAUACAAGGUGAUCAUCAAUGGUUACCAUGAUGCCUCCCGCUAUCUCUAAUAGAAUUGCCUAUAUCAUUCAUUAUAAUACAAUUGAACAAAAUAGUAAAGAACAAAACCGACAAAACCAACACAUUGGAGACAUUGUAGGUCUUCAAAAGUAGAUAAAAGUCAACGAGAAUGGGCGUUAUAAUGAAUCUCAUUAUCUUCUCAGCUGAUGCCUAAACUUUCGAACCUGAUACUAUCCAGCAAAACAGAAUAGGGGAACAUCAGUCAAAAACAAGAUGGUGAGAGUAAUACAGGGCUUCAAAUCAAGAUAAUAGUCAAAGUGGGUUACUAUAUUAUAUCCUGCUAUUUUUUUCCCUUUAAUUAAAUGGAUAAAAAUAAAAAAGUAAAUAAUGGAGUGGAGAUUGAGAAAAAAGAGGGCAUAACAGCAAAACAGCGCAGAUCAAAACAUAACCAUUUAAGCAGAAUAGUGUUUCACCACCAGAUAAUUCCGACCUAAAAGUAGUUACCAUAUUGACUCUGGGUAUUAAACCCAGGAUCUUGUGUAUGCCAAGUAUAUGCUUUACCACUUAACUAUAUCUCCAACUGGAUCAUCAUAAUUUUUGGAAAGGAAUUAACUUAUAUUUUAAAGAAAUACAUAACUCUGUUCUUAUGUUCACAUAGGCCUUGAUGGAAUUAACGUAGUAUGAUUUACAGUUCAAGUCAUAUAAUUAUUUUCAUUUUGGUUUAUUACUAAAUAAUAUAUGGAUACUGAGUGCUCUAUCAUAAAUGAAUAGGAAGAUACAGUUGUUAUUGUUUGUCCCUUGAAGCCUAAUAUCUUGUAGAAAGGAAAAUGUUUUUCAAAUAAAUAUUCUGUGAUGACUAAAAAAUUCUGAAGUUAUUGAGGGAUAUGACGUAUAGGAAAAUUUUCAUACUAGCAUGUAACUUGUUGGCCAUUUAUAAACAUUUGGAGAGAUGUCUAUUUGCCCAUUUUUUUAAACUUUCUAUUUGUUAUUCUUGUAGGUUAGUUGUAAGAAUUCUUUCUUUCUUGAUGUUUAAUCUUUUAUCAAAUAUAUGAUUUGUGGAUAUUUCUCCCAUUCCAGUUGUUAUUCCCUCUUUUUUUAUUCUGAAGACAAUAAAACCAAACAAAACAGUAUAAAGUCAAUCAAGACAAAACAGUGAAUAUGAUAUAGGACGUCAAAGCAAGAUAAUAGGAAAUCAAUAAUAGCUACUAUAAUGCCACUUGUUGUCUUCAAAAUAGCAGCCCAUACCAUCAGACAUAAUAAAAUCAAACAAAAAAAAAUAGAAUAAAAUCAAUCAAAACAAAAUAAUGAAGCAAUAUAGGGCUUUGAAAAAAGAUAAUAGGAAGUCAACAAUGACUACCAUAAUAUAUUUUGCUGUCUUUGAAAUAGCUGCCCAUACCAUCACAUAUAAUAAAACCAAGCAAAAAAAAAAAAAAAACAGAAUAAAACCAAACAAAACAUAACAAUGAAAAUAAUGUAGGGCUUCAAAACAAGAUAAUAGUAAAUUAACAAUGACUACUGCCUUUCCUUUUUAGAUGUUUCUUCCCCUUUCACUUUUAUAAUAUCUAUCGUGCAUUUUGUAUCCCACUAGCUCCUUCAGUUUUUUUAAACUAGGGAGUCAACACAAUGUUCACCCAGGUGAUUCUGAACCAUUUUACCCAUGAACAUGAUAUCAAGUUGCAUUCAUUUACCUACCAGAGCCUCAAGGUUAUCUUUCGUUACAGUUGAGUAGCUUUCCAUUGUAUAAAAAUGCCAUAUCUUGCUUAUCCAGUCUGUGGUUGAUGGGCAGGCAACUUUGCUUUUUUUCUGGUUCACUGUCACAUGGAACAUUAUUUUCUCUCCUUUGACUCUCAGUCCAUGAAUUUCCUUUUGUGUUGAAUGUGUUUCUUGUAUAAAGCAUAUUGGUAGAUCCUGUCUCCUGAUCAAUUUUUCCUGUAUUUCUUUUUAUUGGUGAAUUGAGUCCAUCUACAUUAAUGGUUAUAGCCAACAUGCACUGGUUCAACUUUACCUUGCUAUUUUCCUAUGGUUGGCUCCCUACUUUUCCUGUCCAUUCAAUUGCUUACUCUGCUUAGUAGUCCCCCUCCGCCCCUGUUCCUGGAACUGUGAUUAUUUUUUGUCUCUCUCUAAAUUUCCUUUAGUAUUCUUUUUUAUUUUAAAGAAAAUAGAACCAAACAGAACCAACCAGAACAAAGACAAUCAAAACAAACCAGUGUGAGUGACAAAGCACUUCAAAACAAUAGGAAAUCAGCAAUAGUUACUAUAAUGCCUCCUGCUGUCUUCUAAAUAGCUGCAGAUACAUUCAGACAUAUUAAAAAUCGAAACAGAACAGAAUAGAACCAGUAAAAAUAAAACAAUGAAUGCAAAAUAAGAUUAUAGUAAAUCUGGGACUGGGGAUUUAGCUCAGUGGCAUAAGCGCCUGCCUGGCAAACGUGAGGUCAUGAGUUCAAUCCCUGGUCCCCCCCCCCAAAAAAAGAUUAUAGUAAAUCCAAAAUGGCUGCCAUAAUAUAUCUUAUUAUCUUUGAAAUAGCUGCCAUUAGAUACAAUAAAAUCAAAUGAAACAAAACCCAACCCAACAAAAUAAUGAAAAUGAUAUAGGAUUUCAAAACAAGAUGAUAAGGGAAUCAACAAUGGCCACCAUCCUCAGGAGGUGUCUUAGUUACUUUUACUCAUUUUUGAGACAAAAUAUCUGAUGCCCAAAGUUAAGGGAAGGAAAGAUUUAUUUCUUAUACUUGUUGGAGGUUUCAGUCCAUUCUCAGUUCGCUCCAAGGCAAGGUGGUGUCACAGGGCAGCCAUUCAUGGCUGCUGCAAACAGCAAAAGUGAAAGCAAAAAAGAGCGAGUCACACUUCUUCUCACCAUUACUCUAUAUCAUUGCUCCACCUCUAGGUGGGUCGAACACUAAUAUUGCCAAUCCCAGCACUAGACAACAAACCAAUCACAAAUGCUUCAGCCACAUCCAUAUUACAUGAAGCCUGGAGCGGGGAUGAAAGGAAUAUAUAAUCUGUAUCAGAAAGAGAUACCCCAUAGAUGCUACACUAUAUAUUGCCAUCCUCUGAAUAGAUGAUCAGACCAUCAGCUUUAGAUCUGCAAAUCAGUGAAACACUUAAACACUACAAGCAUUAAGUUGUAUUCUAUCUCAGUAGCCAUCAUCACAACCUGUGUUUCUCCAGAUCAGCCAGUCCAUUAAGGUGAGGGGGGUUGGCUCUUUUUGGUUCCUAGUCCAUGCACUGUAAGGGGCUGGCAUCUGGCCCUCCCCCCAGUAGCCUGCACAUGGUGCUGAUUCUCAAGGAGGGCUUGCUUCUUGGUGACUUCUUGUUUUCCUCCCUCACAAUCCUCCUUCAGUAUUCUUUGUAGGAUUGGUUUGGUGGUCAUGCAUUCCUUCAGCUGAUGUUAUGGAAGUAUCUUGUUUCUCUAUUCUUUUUUUUUAAGAUAGUAAAAUCCAACAAAACAAGACAGAACAAAGCCAAUUAAAACCUCCUCCCAAGAGAUGCUCAGAAUGCUGGCCUCAGGCCUGCAUAAUCAAUGAAAAAAUACAAGUAUUUACUUGCUUUAUGUACCUUACUUGCUAUGAACUCAGCCUGUCCUCCUCUUCAUUAAUUUUGAAAGAUAGAUUUUCAGGUAUAUCAAUCUGGUUUGGAAGUGGUUUUCCUUCAUGACUUGAAAUAUUUUACUCCAACCUCUUCUUGACUUGAUGGCUUAUGUUGAGAAAUCUCUCAUGAUUCUGAUGGAUUUUCCUUUAUAGGUUAUCUAUUUGUUUUUCUAACAGAUUUUAAUAUUUUAUUCUUGUGCUGAAUUUCCAGGAUCUCUAUUAUUAUAUGUCUGUGUGUAGAUUUAUUUUGGUUAUGGCUAGCUGGAGUUCUAUAUGCCUCACUUAUCUGUAUCUCAGGUCCUUUUCCCAUGAUUGGGAAGUUUUCCGCUAUUCCUUCUACAAAGUCUUUUUAUUUCAUUUAUGUUGACCGUUGCUUUUUUGCUGACACCUAUCUCUUAAAUUACUUUUCUUUGCAUUGUCUUGAAGCUGUUGAAUUGUUAUUUUCUAGUUCCUUGUUUUAAGAGAUCUUUUCUUUUGCAGUCACUAGAUGAAAAUGUGUAUUCAAGGUCUAAAAGUUUAUUUUCAGGUUCUUUCAAGUGGUUUUGCCAGGUUUCAAUGGAGUUUUUAAUUUCCUGGAUAUCUCUUUGAAACUGUUGCAUGCACUGUGAAUCUUUCUUAUAUUGUUCAUUCAAGCUUUCCCUCAUUUUCCUAUGUUCUUCUAUUUUUUAAUCUAUAUCUUUUUUAGAUAUGCUCAGCAGUUCUUCUAUUAUGUUUUUCAUUUCUUCUUUUACCUGAGAUAGUAGUUCUGACCUAAUUUCUUUCAUAGCCUCAUGAAGUUGUUUCUUUACUUCAUUUGCCACCACUUCAGAAACUUCAGGUAGCCGACUUUCAAUCUCUUCCAUAUUUACAUCUCCUGGACUUGCUCUGCAUGAGUUACAGGGCAGAGAUUGCCUUGUGAUUGUUUGUCUUACUAUUUUCAUGGGUUCUUCAGAGAAGUAGGUUAUGGUGCCCCAGGCUGUUCCAAUGUUGGCUAUGAUUUUCUCUGAGGCAUGACUGCCUGGUUCUCCUAGCCAGUGCUAGCUAUGGGUACCCAGUGGUGACCAGUAGCUGUACUGGUGUGGGGGCUGGUUGUUCCUUUCCCCAGACUGAAGUGGCUACCUGCAGGAAACUCCCUGAUAGCAGCCAGUGUGUACAUGAAGGUGGGGUUGGCUUCUGCUUUUCUCAGAGCCAGCUGCUGCUUCUCCCAACUGGAGCUGAUUACUGGUAGGAAGCAUCCCUGAUGGCGGCUGUUGUGCAUGUGGAGGCAGUGCUGGUUCUGCCCUUUCUUAAUCCAAUAAUUACUUUUAUAAAAUUAAUUUUAUUGGUACAUUUUAGAUAUAUAUAAUGAUAAUAUUUAUCAUAGGGAAUUUGUACCUGUACAUAAUAUAUCUUGAUUCUUGCUUUUUCCCCAAUCCCUUCUGUUGUAGUCAGGGGUUUUGAGAAGAACAAUCAGAAUCAGGACACGGAAUUUAUAUUAUUUUAUGAUGGCCACCCAGAGUUUAACACAAGAAAGAGCAGGAAAUCUAUCCACAACACUAAAAGACAUAGAAUAUUCAUCUCACAGCAAUGUCCAGAUGAAGACCUAGAGCCCAUGACAAUGCCUCCCACAAAUCCAGCUGGAGGUCUAGAGACCAUGAAAAGGACUCCCACCAGUCUCUUUUAUGGAUCUGUGUUUGGGAGGCCCAAAGGUGAGCAGUGGAAGCUAGGAAGUCUAUACCAGUGGGGCGAAGGAGCUGUGCUGAUAGGUUAAAGAUUCUAUGCUGGAGCUGAGAAGUCAUGCUCAAAACAAAGACCAGGGCUGUCCUGAAAAACACUAAGCCAUGCUCCAUGACACAGAUGCCCUGAGCUCCUCCAAUGAUAAGAACAGUAGACUACAGGCCAGAAAGCCAGCAUGACAAGUUUGUCCUGGAGAUUAAGUGUCACAUAUCUUCCCUUCCGGAGCCAGGAAGCAAUGCUUGAUGUAAGAACCAGAGCUCCCCCAAAGUGAACCACAGUCACUGUCACCAACCAGGUCCCGAGCUCCUCUGAUGACAAUGGUCAAACUCACACUGGGGAAGCUAGUCAUGACGAACUCCUCCAGGGGAAUCAACAGCUCAAAAAGCAACACUUAGAGAAACAAUGUAUAGCUCUUCUUCAGCACAUCUCUAUUUGUGCUGGCAGCUUACCUCAGGUGGAACAUCUAUGCUUAGCACCAUGGUGAUUUAAUUCAACUGGCAUUAAGUUGACCAUCAAUUGUUAAUCCAUAACACUUUCCCUCCCAUUUCCCCUCUUCCCACUCCCGCUCUUCCCCUUCUUAUUAUUCUCUUUUCAUCUUUCUUUCCCCUUCCUUCCUUUCUUCCUCCUCUUCUUUGUUCCCCUUCUCAUGUGAACAUUUUCAUCCUAUUUUCCAAUAUCUAGCGUACAUUUUGGUCCUUGUCUACACUUUUAGUUUCUCAUACCAUAGGAACAAUAUGCUAUUUGAAUAUGUGUGCUUAAUUUAUUUCACUUAAGAAUAUAGUCAUAAAGGCUGGACUGCUGUGCAUGCUUGUAAUCCCAGCACUUGGGAGGUUGAGGCAGGGGGAUCAUUGUGAGUUUGAGACCAGCCUGGGCUACAAAGUGAGUUCAAGGCCACCCUGAACUCAUAAUACUUUGUCUCAAAAGGACCAAAAAAAAUGGUUGCAAAGUACCUCCAUUUUCUUAUAAAUUUAUGGCAGAAUAUUACCACAGUGUAUUAAAAAACCCCACAUCUUCUUUGUCCAUUCAUCUGUUGAUGGGCAUUUGUGCUGUUUCCAAGUUAGUGUUAGAGAUCACAUAAUGAGGAUAAAGGUCUAAUUGAUAUUCUCUGUAAGCAUGUAGGAGAAAAAUGACAAGCUGUGCUCUACUGGCAACAUGUAGGCAUGCUAGUACAUUUUAAAUUCUGGAGAAGAGUCAACAUAAUUGAGAUCUGGUUGUUUACUUGGGCAUACACUAUAGAUAACAGGAGACCAAAGAAUCUUGUAUUAUUUCUAAUUGCUUGGUUCUGUGUCUUAGUAAAUAAAAAUGUCUACCAGAGGCAAGAGUUGUCUGGCCCCCUUUUUCAGAAUUAUUUAUGUGUCUUGCUUUCAUUCUUGUUCACCCCUUGAUUGAUAAUAAACUCCUAGGAUGUUUCCUACAAUUUAGCCAUUACAAAGUGUGCUGCUGUAAACAUGGGUGUGCAUAUGUCCCUGUGGUAUCUUGGUUUUAAUUCUUUCUGAAAGAUAAUAAGAAGAGGAAUAGCUAGGUCAAAUGGAAUCUCUAGUUGUUUUUUGAGGAAUCUCUACACUGAUUUCCACAAUGGUGUCACCAGUUUGUAUUCCCACCAAUAGUGGAGAAGAGUUCUUUCCCCCCAUAAUUUCUCUUUUGGUGAGUUGUUAUGUGUGUACAGGAAUGCUGUUGUUUUUUGAGUGUUGAAUUUGUAUCCUGCUACAUUACUGAAUUUUGUUAUUAAAUCUGGGAGUCUUUUGUUGAGGUUUUUGAGAUCUAUGCAGAGUAUCAUGUCAUCCGCAAAUAGUGAUACUUCAAUUUCUUCCUUUACUAUCCUUAUUCCUUUUAUUUCUUUCUCUUGUCUAAUUGCUCUGGCUAUUGUUUCCAGAGCUAAAUUGGAUGGGAGAGGUAAUAGUGGGCAUCUUUGUCUUGUUCCUGAUUUUAGAGUGAAAAUUUUCAGUUUUUGACCAUUUAGUAUGACGUUGGCUCUUGCUUUGCCAUAGACGGGUUUUAUCAGACUGAGAUAAAGAGCAUCUAUUACAAUUUUCUGUGGUUUUUAAAAAAAUCUUGAAUGGGUGUUGGCCUUUAGUUAAACAUUUUUUCUACAUCUAUUGAACAUGUAGUUUUUGUUCUUGGUUAUAUUAAUGUGGUUUCUUAAUAUGUAUUUAUUUGCAUAUGUUGAACCAUUCCUGCAUCACUUGGAUGGACCUUGCUUGGUCAUAGUGUACAGUCUUAAUGAUUUGCUGCAUUCUGGUUGGCAGUAUCUUAGUGAGAAUUUUUGUAUCUUAUGAUCAUUAGGGAGAUUGACCUGUGAUAAUUUCCUUUUUUCAUUAGACCCUUCUCUGGUUUUGGUUUCAGGGUAAUGAUAUUUUUAGAGAUGAAUUUGGGAGUAUCACUUCCCUUUCAAUUUCAUUAAAGAGUUAGAAUAGUAGUACCAUUAGGUCGUCCCUAAAUUUCUUGUAGAAUUUAGCAGUGAAUUUUUCAGUACCUCUACUUUUCUGUGUUGGUAGGUUUUUAAUUCAGUUUUCAAUUUCACUGAUUUCUAUUGGGUUACUGAAUUUUUAUAUAUUUUUGAUUCAGCUAUGGUAUUCACAUGUAUCUCAAAAGCUGUCCAUUUCUUCUGUUUUUCAUCUUAUUACAAUACAGAUACUGAAAGUAGAUGUUUAUGUUCUUCUAGAUUUUUGCAGGAUCUGUUAUAGUUUCACCUUUUUUCAUUCCUAAUUACAUGGAUUUAAGACUUUUCUGUCAUUUCUGAUAAAGUUAGAUAACAGCUUGUCAAUUAAAGAUCCAACUUUUUUUUUUUUUGAACCAGGGAUUGAACUCACAACUGUGUGCUUGCAAGGCAGGAGCUAAAUCCUAGCCCCAAAGAUCCAACUUUUUGAUUCAUUGAUUCUUUGUAUUUUUCUGAGUUUCAAUCACAUUCAUUUCUGCUCUGAUCUUUGUGAUUUCCUCCAUCAUAUUAGCUUUGGGCUAGACUUGCUAUUGUUUUUCAACAAGUCUGAGUUUCAACAUUAGGUUAUUUAUUUAAAUUUGGUGUUAUUUUUCUGAUGUAUGAAUUCACUGCUGUAAGUUUCUCUUGUAGGAUUGUUUUGAUUGCAUCCCUUAAGUUCUAGUAUGUUGUACUGGUAUAAUCAUUUAAUUGUAGAAACUAACAUCUUCUUUAAUCUGUGACUCACUGGUAAUUCAGGAGGUUUUUAUAUAAUUUCCAUGUGUUUAUGUAGUUUUUGUGAUUUCUUUUGCCAUUGAUUUCCAAUUUCAAUACACUAUGAUCUGAUAAUAUGCAUAGGACUUUCAGUUCCUUUGUAUUUAUUUAAGCAUGUUCUCUGAGUAGUAUAUUGUCUAUUUUGGAGAAUAUCCCAUGUGCAGCUGAGAAGAAUAUAUAUUGUUGUGUGGUAGAACCCUCUGUAGAUGUCUACUAAGUAUUUGUUCAGAGGGUUGGUUCAGUUCUGUUAUGGAUUGUGUCAAGGUGGCCUCCCAAGCCUUAUGCAGUCAUGGAGGUGGCUAAAUCUAGUGUUUUGUGAUUGGUUCAUUGUCCAGCACUGGGAUUGGUGGUAUGAGAGAAGAAGACGUGUUUUCUCUCUCUUUUGCCCUUUUGCUUUUGUCAUUUGUGGCAGCCAUGAAUGGUUGCUCCUUAGUCACUCCACCCUGUCUUGGAGCCAGCUAAGUAUGGAUUGAAACCUUCAAAAAACUAUAAGCUAAAUAAACCUUCCCUUCCCUAAUUUUGGGCAUCAGGUAUUUUGUCUCAGCAGUGAGAGAAAAGUAACCAAGACAAGUUCUGUACUUUCUUUCUUUUUCUUUUGUCUAGUUAAUCUAUUUGUGACACUGGAAUAACGAGAAUGUCUCAUUACAAUUGGAUUAUUGUUUAUUUGACUUUCUAUGUCUGUUAGUAUUUGUUUUAUAUCAUUGGGUGCACUGGCUGGUAUUUGUGCAUAUGAAUUUAUGAUUGUUCUCUCUUCCUCUUGGAUUGUUCUCUUAAGUAGUAAGUAGUGACCUUCUUUUUCUUUUCUGUUCAGUCUUGGCUCAAAAUCCACUAUAUGUGCAAAUAGAAUAGCUACCUCUGCUAUUUUUUAGGUUCUUAUUAUAUAAAGUAUUGUUUUGUAUCCUUUGACUUUCAGGCUAUGAAUUUUUUUUGAGUUAAACAUGUUUUUUGUAUGCAACAUAUUGUCAGAUCUUGUUUCUUCAUCCGUUGUGCAACACUGUUUAUUGUUGUUGGUAAAUUGAAACUAUAUACAUUGAUGAUAAUAAUUGAUAUUUAUUGAGUCAUUCUUAUCAUAUAAUUUUUCUGUUUUUUCCUUUUCUUUUCUCUGUUUAAUUGCCUGCUUUGCCUGAAGGAUUCAUUCUAUUGGGGUUUCUAUAAUUAUAGUCUUUCUUAUAUCUUUCCAGAAUAUCUUUCAGAACAUUUUGGAGUGCUGGUUUGGUAGUAAUGAAUUUCUUCAAAUAUUUUUUGUCUUGGAAGUAUCUUAUUCUCUGUGAAUUUUAAACAUAGUUUUGUGGAUGAAUCAAUCUAGUUGGAGAGUUUUGGGAAGGGCUUGAAAUACUUUAUACUAACCUCUUUGACUUAAGGGUUUGUGUUGAGAAAUCUGCUGUGAUUUUAAUGGACUGUCUUUUAUAGAUGAUUUGUUUCUUUUCUCUAACAGCUUAUUUUGAACAGAGUAUUCUAUUCUUUGUUGAAUUUCUGGAAGCUUCACUACUCUAUGCCUGGAUGCAUAUUUUUUUUGCUCAUGGCUAUUUGGAGUUUUGUAUGCCUCAAUUAUGUACAUCAAAUUCUUUUUUCAUGCUUGGGAAAUUUUUUGUCAUUACUUUCUAUGACCAGCUUUUUUAUGUCUUUUACACUAUCUUUAGCUUUUUCAUGUAUUGUCUACCAGCUGUUGGAUUGAUUUUUUGUGGUCUCUUGCUAUUUUUAAGAAAUCUUUUUUGAUGUUUGCUAACUGCAUACCUGUUUUCUAAAGCUCAUAUUCUGUCCUCACAUUGAUUGAUUCUGUUCUUUAUUUUUUCUAUAGCAUUUUUAAUCUUUUGGCUAUCUGUUUGAAUCUACUUCAUGGAUAUCAUUUUUCCCUAUGUUGUAUUUUCAUGGUUUACAUCUUCCCAAGAUCCUCCAUUGUUUUGUCUGUAUCAAAUCAAGAUUCACUAACUGUGUUCUUCAUUAUGGUUUCAUCUCUUUUAUCUAAGAAAUUAUUUCUGAUUUAAUUUUUUUCUAGAGUCUCAUUUAUUUGCUUUGUUACUUUCUCUUUUACCAUUUCAAAGAGUUCAGAUGGGUGGGUUUUGAAUUGUUCCACCUCACCAAUCUCUACGUUUGUCUUGGGUAAGCUAGAAGUCUGGGGUUGCAUGUUCUUUCUGUGUCUUUCUUUCUUUCUUUCUUUCUUUCUUUCUUUCUUUCUUUCUUUCUUUCUUUCUUGUAUCUUUCUAGUUUAACUUCUGCAUUGACUUGUUAAUGUCUUUUGGUAGGUAGUUUUAUUGCUAUUAUUGAGAACUUCUUAGGAAGUGACUAAUUUUCAAAGAUAUCUUUUAGGUGUAACUGACUUUUGACUUUUGAAUCUGUUGCAAGAACCUAUCUUUUCAACUUAUUGGUGCCUAUUUCACCUAUCUCCUAGUUCUUUGGAACUGGCUUGCAGUAUUGCUUCGGACUCUCAAGCAAUCUGGUUUUGUGAGGUACAAAGGCAUACAAGAAAGUACAACUGCUUAGAACAACUAUGUCACCUUGGAUAAAGUAGAAUAAUCAAUAAUUACAAUAGCAUUAAGCACAGACUAGAAUACCUAUACAAACUGUGGUAACUAUUAAUUUGCCAUCUUUAACCAUAUGAACAAUAUUUGUAGCUACAUAACAAAAUCUAAAACAGACCAGAGAAUGUAUUUAGCAAAUAUCCCCUCAAUAGAGUUUAACCUCAGAGGUGAAAAUUUGAAAGAGAUGAGAGGAAAAAUAGAGAAGAAGAAAAGUAGUUUAGAAGCAAGAUUGGAGAACAAAGGAAGAUUGCACAAGCUUUGGGAAACUGGUGAAGAAGACAGAAGAAAACAAUGUAAACAAGAACAGAAAACAACAGCAAAAUAACUAGAAACAGUGUUCACAUAAAAAGAAGAACAAUCAAGAAAAAGAAAAAAAAACAAGAAAGGAAGAAAAAUAGUGUGUACUUCAGAGAUGUCAGAGUUGUAUCUCUGCUGUCACUGAAAGACAAAUGGGGCAUACAGGGCCCAGAUCCAUGUUGGUUGAUCUCAUCAGUCCUAUAGUAGAACGUAUUGCUGCCUGGUGGAUAAAUCCCUGCAGGCCUGUGCUUUCAAGUCCACUGAAUUUCAAGUUGGUUAUAGUUUUUGACUGUGAGGUUUGUGACUUGAGUUAUUCAGCUCACAGCUCUCUGGGUGCCUCUUGAUGGUUUGAGCUUGGGUCCCUGAUUAUGGGUGUCUCCUAUGAUGGCAUCAUACCCUGACACUGUGAGCUCCAAAGUAGAGCUGACUGGUGGCUGCUCUGAGUUCUGGGUUUAGCUGGCCCUAUUCCAAAAUGGCAAUCAGUUACUUGCUCUCUGCUGGUAAUAUCUGAACUGUAAUCACUCACCAGCCAUUGCAGCCCAUGACAUUCACCACUCUGUUCCACUGGUAUGUUUCUCUAUGAAGACCUCUGGAGUAAACUGUAAUCACUGUGCCUUGGUAGGUUCAAGCUACCCCUUGACACCUCAAGCUGGGAUUUAGGGAUGUGUUUGCCACCUCCCUCUUCGGCAUUGAGGUCCCUCUCCUAUCUUUGCUGGGUCCCAGAGACCCAUUACCUUCUUUCUUCUCUUCACUGCAUUGCUGUAUUCCAGCAUAUGAACUCCAAAUCCCAGAGGCUAAUUUGCUAUUGCUCACUACUUCCCCAUCUUCCUGGAAGCAUUUCAACAAUUACAUUUUGAUUGUAUACUUUGAGGCUCAGAAGUUUUUAAUUUUGUUACUAUCCUAUUUGUCUAUUUUAGUUUUAUUUCUUUUAGUAUUUUAUGUAGGAAAUCCUUGCCAAAUCCAAUAUUAUGAACCUCUCCUUACAUAGUUUUUUCUAAGAAUUUUACAAUUUUGAAUUUUAUGUGUAUUUUUUGUUUGGACUAUAAUCAUUAUGCUCAGUCCAUUUAGGUAAAUACUGAUUUCAGUGGCUGAAGUUUAUGGUAAUAUGAUGUUUAUUUUGUUUAAUUUUUAUAAUUACUAUGUGCUUGGAAAAUUAUAACAUCUUGUUCAAGUUGUGCCUAAAAUCAGGUUAGGUAUAUAUUAGAUGAGAACUUUGAGACACUGGUUAGAUACUUUUAAGGGUUUGAUCAUUUGCAAAUAAGAGUGCAAUUUAAAGUCUCAAGGAAAAUAGUAUUAUCUAGCUGUCCUAAUUUUUGAUGAAUUAUUUACAAUAAACUGUAUACAAACAUAAAUGUUUGUGGGUCAUUAGAAAAUCUAGAUGUGUGCCAGUUGUAAGUGCUACUAAGAGUUAUAGAUGUUUACAAAUUUGGAUGAUCAUGGAGUCCUCAGUGCCAGCACCCAAAGGUGAACAUCAGAACAAAUCAGAGUUUAGCCUGUUUUUCCUUUGAGGUUUAUUAGAGAUUUUAUAUAAGAGAUUACUAUGAAUCAUAGGAUUCUGAAAUUGUCUUUCUUGACAGAAGGCAUUUUUUAAAAUGUGGAGCUUGUGCAAAUCUCCCAAAUAAUUUAAAUGCAUAAAACACAUGCAACAGAUGGCAAAAGGAUUUGAAGGAAAUGUGUGUGACUUUUUAACUACUUAGUUUUACAUAAUAAUGUGUUUGUGCAGUUAAGGUAGUGCCCUUUUGUGAUAAGUGCUACACAUUUGAGGAGUAGAAUUUGCUUUCUAGAGUUGCUAAAAUCUGGCAAUCUUUAGAUUAGAAAGUAUUUUUUAAUGCUUCAUUUAAAAUUUUACUAUUGUAAUAUCAAAUAGCAAGCUCUUGUCAUCUGGAAUUUCUUUUUGCUAAUAUUACCCCAUUACUAAAAUCUCAUCAGAGAAAUAACAGAUAACUGGUGUUGCAUUCUACUGUAUUGAAUUUUCUCCUCUUAAACCUCAAAAGCAAAGCAUUUAAAAAACUUCCUUUGUUUAAAAAUACCUUUCAUUUUUUGUUUGUUUUUCUCCUUUUUAUUUUUAUUUUAAAGAGAUUAAGACAAAAGAGGACAUAACAAAGCAGAUCAGAUCAGAACAAUGCAAGUAACACAGCAUUUUACCACAAGGCAACCUAUAAUUAACAGUAAUUACCAUAGUGUGUCUUUCUUUGAAAUAGUUGAGCAUAGCUUCAUAUACGAUAGUAUCAAGCAUAACAAAAUAGUAUAAAACCAUUCAAGAGAAUAAAAGCAUUACAGGGCUUUCAGAACCAAAUAGCAGAGGAUGAACAAUGGCUACUAUAUUAUCUCAUUUUCCAUAGAAAAUUUGUUUAUACUAUCACACAUAAUAAUAUACAAUAAGAUAUAACAGGAUAGAACCAAAGGCAAGAGAAAAACACAAGCAUAGUAGGACUUCAGAGUAAGAUGAUACUAAAUCAGCUCUGGCUAUUUUAAUGUCUUCUUUAAAAUAGCUGUUUAUACUAUCACACAUAAUAAAAUCAAACAAACGAGGAGAAAACCAUUCCAACUAAUAAAGGCACACAUUAUAAGGCUUCAGAGCAAUGUAAUGGGGAAUCAUGAUUACUAUAAACUCUUAUGUACUCUUACUAUUUCUUACACUAAGGAGACUAUACGGUAUUUAUACAUGUGAGUUUGUUUUAUUUCACUUAUGAGUAUGGUCUCAAGUUGUGUCCAUUUAUUUAUAAAUGUAUCAAUGUGAUCAUUCUUUAUAGCUGAGUAGUACUCCAUUGUAUAAAAAUACCACAGCUUUUCUAUCCAUUCCUCAGUUGAUGGACACUUAGGUUAUUUCUAAGAUCUGGCUAUUACAAAUUGUGCUGCUAUAAACAUAGGUGCACAUAGAUCACUGUGGUAUUUUCAGUUCUUCUGGGAAUAUGCCUAGAAUUGGAAUAGCUGGAACAAAUAGGACUUCCAAUCCCAGCUUUUUGAGAAAUCUCCAGACUGACCUCCACAAUGGCUGCACUAGUCUACAUUGCCACCAACAGUGGAGGAGAGUUUGCUUUCCUCACAGCCUCUCCAGCAUUUGUUGUUGGUAAUUUUCUUGAUCCUGGCCGUUCUUUCUGGAGUGAGACGCAAUUUCAGUGUGGUUUUAAUUUACAUUUUUCUAAUGAGUAAUGAUGCUGAACAUUGUUUCAUGUAUUUAUUUUCCAUUUGUAUUUCUUCAUCUGAGAAUUGCGUAUUCAUCUGAGAUGCCCAUUUUUGGAUUGGAUCUUUGAAUAUCGGGGGUCUGAUUUUUUAAAAUUCUUUAUAUGUUUUAGACAGAAGUCCUUUGUCUGAGGGACAGUUCACUAAGAUUUUUUCCCAGUUUGUGGGUUUUCUUUUCACUAUGCUGGAGAUUUCUCUUGACAUGCAAAAACUUUUUAAUAAGAUGUGAUCCCAGCUAUCAAUUCUGGGAAGUAUUUCCCAUGUGGUUUGAUUCCUGUUCAUGAAUUCUCUUCCUACCCCUGUGUCUUCAAGAUUUUUACCUAAUUUAUCUUCCAACAGAUUUAAUGUUUCUGUUCUAAUAUUCAGAUCUUUAAUCAAUUUAGAUUUUAGUUUAGUAUAUGGUGAUAGGCAUGGGUCUAGUUUUAGUUUUUGGUAUAUGGAGAGCCAGUUUUUCCAGCACCCUUUAUUAAAGAGACUGUUGUUCUUCCAGCGAACAUAUUUGGCCCCUUUAUCAAAGAUAAGGUGGUUGAAUGUGUUGUUAGUUGUGGUUUUAUCUUCUAAUGUAUUCCAUUGAUCUUUGAUUCUCUUUUUAUUCCAGUACCAUGUUGAUUUUAUUAUACUUGCUUUGUAGUAUAACUUCAAGUCAGGGAUUGUGAUGCCUCCUGCCUUGCCUUUGCUGCUUAGAAUUGCCUUUGUUAUUCUAGGUCUCUUCUGGUUCCAGAUGAGUUUUAGGAUUGAUUUCUCUAGAUCUAUGAGGUAUGUUGAUAGUAUUUUCAUUGGGAUUGCAUUCAAUCUGUAUAAUAGUUUUGGGAGAAUGGCCAUUUUUAUGAUAUUUAUUCUUCCUAUCCAUGAGCAAGGAAUGUCUUUCCAUUUUCUGAGAUCCUCUUCAAUUUGUUUUUUCAGUGUACUAUAAUUUUUCCUGUAUAGGUCUUUCACUGCUUUUGUGAGAGUAAUUCCUAAAUAUUUCAUUUUUUUGGAUGUUAGUGUGAAGGAUGUGGCUUCUUUUAUUUCUCAGUGAUUUUGCUUUUAGUAUAUAGAAAUGCCAUUGAUUUUUGAGUAUUGAUUUUGUAUCCAGCUACAUUGCUGAAUUUAUUUAUUAUAUCUAGGGGUCUUUCAAUGGAGUUUUGGGGGUUCUUCCAAGUAGAGUAUCAUGUCAUCCACAAACAAUGAUAGUUUAACUUCCUCUUUUCCUAUUGUUACCCCUUUUAUUUUUCUCUCUUGUUUUAUUGCUCUGGCUAGUAUUUCCAGUACUGUGUUAAAUAGGAGUAGUGAUAAGGGACAUCCUUGUCUUGUACAUGAUUUUAAGUUAAAGGACUUCAGUUUUUGGCCAUUUAGUAUAAUGCUGGCUAUAGGUUUAUCAUAGAUGGCCUUUAUCAUAUUGAGGUAAAGACCAUCCAUUCCAAUUUUCUGUAAAGUUCUUAGCAUGAAUGAGUGUUAGACCUUAUCAAAAGCUUUUUCUGCAUCUAUAAAGAUGAUCAUGUGAUUCUUACUUUUGGCCUUAUUGAUACGGUGGAUUAUAUUUAUUGAUUCCCAUAUGUUGAACCAUCCCUGCUUGCCUGGGAUGAAUCCCACUUUGUUGUGGUGUUUAAUAUUCUUGAUGAUUUGCUGCAUCCUGUUUGCCAAUAUUUUAUUGAGGAUUUUUGCAUCUGUGUUCAAAAAUUGGCCUGUAGUUCUCUUUUUUAGUUGGGUCUUUCUGAGGUUUUUGUCCUAGACUAAUAUUUGCUUCCAGGAAUGACCUAGGAAGAAUUGCUUCCCUUUCAAUUUCAUUGAAGAAUUUGAGGAGUGUCGGCAUUAAGUCUUCUUUGUAUUUCUUGUAGAAUUCCGCAGUGAAUGCGUCUGGCCUGGGCUUUACUUUGUAGGUAGAGACUUAUUUACAUUUUCAAUUUCAUUAAUAGAAUUUGGGUUAUUCGGCAGUUUUACAUCUUCUUGACCCAGCUUUGGUAGUUCGUAUGUUUCUAGGAAUCUGUCCAUUUCUUCUGUGUUAUCGACGCUAUGACAGUAGAGGUUUUCAAAAUAGGUCUUGGUGAUCUUUUGUAUUUCUACACAGUCUAUAGUGAUUUCACCUUUUUCAUUCAUUAUUGCAUGAAUUUGAGUUUUUUUCCCUUUUUAAAAUAAGGUUGUUUAGGGGCCUAUCAAUUUUAUUUAUUCUUUCAAAGAACCAAUUCUGUGAUCCUUUGAUUUUUUUGGAUUGUUUUCUUAAUCUCUGUUGUAUUAAUUUCUGCUCUGAUUUUUAUCUUCUCUGAUUUCCUCCUUUCUUUUGGCUUUAGGCCUGACUUGCCCUUCUUUUUCUAGAUGUUUGAGGUUUAGCAACAGGUUGUUUAUUUAUAUUCAUUCUGUUUUCCUAAUGUGGGAAGUCAGUGCAAUAAAUUUUCCUCUGAGGAUAGCUUUUAUUGUAUCCCACAGAUUCUGGUAAGUUGUAUUUGUAUUUUUGUGUGCUUAUAGGUAUUGUUUAAUUUCUUCUUUAAUUUCCUCUGUGACUCACUGAUUGCUCAAGAGUGUAUCAUUCAAAAUCCAUGUGUUUGUGGGGUUUUUGCAGUUUCUUUUAUCAUUAAUAUCUAGUUUGAUGGCACUAUGAUCCUAAAACAUGCAUGGGAUGAUUUCAACUCUUUUGCAUUUAUUUAAAUAUGUUCUGUGGGCUAGUAUAUGGUCUGUUUUAGAGAAUGUCCCAUGUGCUCCUGAGAAGAAUGUAUAUUCUGAUGUUGCUGGAUAAAACUCUGUAUACGUCUACCAAGUUCCUUUGUUCACAGGUGUGAUUCAGUUCUUUUACUUCUUUGAUGAUUUUCUAUCUGAUUGAUCUGCCCCUUGGUGUCAAUAGUGUGUUAAGGUCUCCUGUUUAUUUGUGUUAUUGCUAAUUUGAUUUUUCAUUUCUAUUAAUACUUGCUUUGUAUAGCUGGGUGCUCUGGAAUUUGAUGCAUAUAUAUUUAAGAUAGUUACCUCUUCCUCUUUAAGUUUUCCCCUAACAAGUAUGGAGUAACCUUCUUUAUCUCCUAGGAUCAUUCUUGGUUUGAAGUUCACAUUAUCUGCAAACAGAAUAGCUACCCCAUUUUUUAUUUUUUUUAUUUUUUUAUUUUUUGGUUCUUGUUGCAUGAGGUAUUAUUUUCCAUCCUUUGACUUUCAGUCUGUGAAUUUCCUUUUGGGUUAGAUGGGUUUCUUGCAGACAGCAUGUGGUUGGAUGUUGUUUCUUGAUCCAUUCUGCCAGUCUGUUUCAUUGAAUUGGUGAAUUGAGACCAUUUACAUUAAUGGUUAUAACUGUUAUAUAUUGGUUUAUUGUUGACAUGUUAUCUUUAUGCUGUUACACCUUUAUCUUUCCAUUCUGUUUAGUUGUCUACCUUGCUUAGCGGUUUUUUCCUAUGUGUAUCUAGACUGUCUUUCAGUAUUCUUUGCAGGGUUGGCUUGGUGUUCAUGAAAUUCUUCAGCUGUUCUUUGUCAUGGAAGUAUCUUAUUUCUCCAUCCAUUUUGAAGGACAGUUUUGCAGGGUGUGUCAGUUUAUGUUGGAAAACAUUUUCCUUUAGGAAAAUGCUCUUCAUUGUUUGUGUUGAGAAGUCUGCUGUCAUUCUGAUAGGCUUUCCUUUAUAGAUGUUCUGUCUUUUCUCUCUGACAGCUUUUAGUAUUCUAUUCUUAUGUUGGAUUUCUGGGAUGGUGAUUAUUAUAUGCCUGGGUGUAGUUUUAUUUUGGUUAUGGCUAUUUGGAAUUCUAUAUGCUUCACUAAUACUAAUGUCAGUUUUCAUUCUCACGUUUGGGAAAUUUUCAGCUAUGACUUCUGUGAAUAGCCUUUUGAUAACAUUUGUGUUGUUCCCUUCUUUUUCAUUUAUCCCUAUUAAUCUUAUGUUGUUUUUCUUUGCAUCAUCUUGCAGCUGUUGAAUUGUUAUUUCCUGAUUCCUUGUUUGUUUGUUUUUGAGACAGGGUCUUACUAUGUAGUUCAGGCUAGCUUUGAACUCAAUAUGUAGUCCAGCCUGGUCUUAAACUCACAGUCAUUUUCCUUCUUCAGCCUCAUGAGUGCUGAGAUUACAGGUGCACCACCAUGACCAGCUACUUACCUUUGUUUGUAAGCAGAAAUAUUAUAUUUUUCAGUAUUGUGUCUGAGAACCUUAAACCAAUUCUCAUUCAUUGUUUAUAACCUUUAUGUCAAAAUAAUCACAUCAUAUAAUUGACUUUUUGGUUUUUUAUAUAAGUAAAAAUGGAUUUGUGUUAAUUUAACUGUCAUAUAGUAUGUUAAAGCACUGUGAAAUUUAGUGCCUUUAAUCAGUGUCUAUUCCAGUUGUCACAAGAUGAGCUCAUCCUCAAUGAAAAAUUUAGUGAGUCUUGUGCAAAACUGUACUUGGAAAACUUAAAAUGCUGCCAAAAAGAGCUGUCAAAGGUAAGACUUCUCUUGUUCUUGCAUAAACACUCAACAUUAUAAAAAUAAUAGCUCAUCGUUCAUUAAGGUAUGAAUUUAAUGCAAUGAACAAAAGUACCAACAAUCCACUUUAUAGAAGAAGUAAAUAAUUUGUUUCUGAUGUAUAUGCAGAAAAGCAAAUACAUAGUAUCAGGAAAAAACUGAAAAAAUAGAAAAAUAUAAGUGACAACCAGUCCUAUCAAGCAUUAAAAUACACUACAAUAAGACAUGGCUUCUUAUGAUUAAAAUAUUGUCAUAUGCAAACUUGAAUAGAUCAAUAGACUAAUGGGCUCAGAUAAAAUGUCCAUAAAUAAGUUUAAAUACAUAUACAUAUUUAAUAUAUGUUAAAUAUAGUGUUUCAAAUGAUUGGGGUAAAAAUAGUUAUUAAAUGGUUAUGGGAAAACUGGGUGCUUAUUCAGAAAAAAUUAUAUUAUAUCUUAUACCCUAAAAUAAUGGAUUAAGGAUCUAAAUGCAAAGACAUGAAACUACAGAAACAUGACAAAAAAUAAGUGCACUCUUUUUUUUUAAAUUUUGGUAUAGGAAAAUGCUUUGUAAUUAUUACUCAAAGUGAAGUGGCAGUAGUGAAAAGAUUGAUUUGACUACUUAAUACAUCAAACGUUUUUAUGGUCAAAGCACCCAGAGUCAAAAAAUAGCUGAUAAAAUGCAAGAAAAUAUUCACAUCAAAUGCUGCAAGCCAAAGGCUAGUAUCUCUAAUGCAUAAAGAACUUUAAAAGUUUAUAGACAGGAUUGAUAUGCAGCUCAUUGUGAGAGCAUACCUGGAAUGUGUAAAGCUCUGGUUUCAGUCCCCAAAACUGGAAAAACACGGAGAGGCAAAAGAUCAAAAAGUUUAUAAUGGUAUACAUUGUUCAACAAAAAGGAAUAUAAAUGGCUGUCAAAUGGGAAAAAUGCUCAGACUCACUAAUGACUAGAGAAGUAUAAAUUCAAACAUUUACCUGGCAUAUAUUUUCACUAUUUAGAAUGACAAAAAUUAAUAUAAAAAUAUGACAAAUUUUGUUGAUGAGUAUGAAGAGAAAUAGUCACUCUCUUGCUGAUAGGAAUUCAACCCAAUGAAUUUGGUAAUACUUAAGAAAGUACAUAUUUACCAUUUGGUUUAGAAGUUUGAUUUUUAAGAAACUGUCAUAGGAAAUAAAAUGAUUGAGUAGCAAUGAGCAGCAAAAUGCAGCCUCUGGGACCAGAAAUCAGACAUCUGGAAAACAACAACUUGGUGUAAAGACAAUCACUGGCAGAUCUCUAGGAAAUGGAAAGGAAUUGACAGGAAAAUUGGAAACUGCAGAUAAGCUGCAGAAAUAUAGCAAUGCAGAGAAAAGAAUUAAGCAUUCUGGAAGCUCACUGUGUCCCCUAGGGAGAAAAAAAACAUAAUGAAGCGAGGAGGUUUACUCCAAAACUGAUACCUGCAAGGCAGGCUAAAGUUGGAGGAAAAAUUCAAUGCAAUGUCCCCCCAUAUUUCUAAAGACUGUUUGUUCAGGAGCCAUUUUGGGAAAGGAUUGGUUAUUUAAGACUGAGCCACAUAACAAUGACAGCUUCACUUUAAGGUUUCCAGUGUUAUCGUCCCACACUGAUUGGGUGAAAGAUAGGCAUGGGAAACAGUCUUGCAGAGGGUGAGCCUUAGAAGUAGACCAUCUGAGAAAUUUAAUCUCAGGGUAGGAAAGACAGGGCUCCACACUCAGUGGUGAGACUUUAGGCCCAGCAUGUGUCUUUUAGGGUUGGCUGGGUCUGAAAAUGAUGGCAUUAAUUUCUGAGUCAGCUUGAACCCUUGCCCUGCUGCCUACAUCCAACACAAAUCAAGGUCUGAUUGCUUUUUCUAUCUACCAGUGACAGCAAAGAUAUACACAGCCUGGGGUAAAUGGACAGAGGGACCUCUGGAGCAGGGGACACCUCAUAAAUCACAGGCCAUAAAACAAAGUGGAGAAAACCAUCACUUGUUACAUCCUAAAGCUAUGUAUUCUAUAAAGAAGCAAGUCAUUCAGAAAUACAGAGGAAUAUUUUUUUGGACUCAUUCUAUAUUGUUAGUAGGAAUGUAAACUAAUACAACCAUGGUGGGAAUCAGUAUGGCGGUUUCUUUUUUUUUUUUUUUUUUUUUUUUGGUCUUUUUCAUUUUUAUCGGUACCAGGGAUCGAACUCACGACUGCCUGCUUGCAAGGCAGGCGCUUAUGCCGCUGAGCUAAAUCCCCAGCCCCAGUAUGGCGGUUUCUUAAGAAAAUAAAAAUACAAUUCCAUUGGACCUAGACCUAGCUAUUUUCCUUCUAGGUAUCUUGCUGAAAAAGCAAGAGACAUUAUAUUAUAUUGACACAUAGGUUCCCAUGUUUAUAGUAGCACAACUCAUAAUAGCUAAAUCUUGGAAUUGGCCUAUAUAUCUAUCAACAAAUGAAUGAAUAAAGAAAAGGUGGCAUUUGUUCACAAUAUAGUACUACAUUACCAUCAGGAAGGGUAAUGUUGAGUCAUUGGUAGGAAAAUGCAUGCACCUUGAGACCAGUAUGUUAAGUGAACUAAAUCACACACAGAACCUUAAGGAUCACAAGGUUUCUCUUAUAUAAGAAAUUCAAAAUACAAAUAAGGAGUAAAAAUAAUAGAAAAUAGAUCUUUUGCAAAGGGGAAAAUAAUCAAGAGAUGAAGCAGAAGAGAAGAAAGUAAUGGAAAAAAGAAUUAAGGGGUGUUACGCAUAUCUACCAAUUCAUCAGACAAAAUGUCAUCAUUAUGUAUUGCAAACAUGCAAUAAUAAAAAUCACAAAAAGUGAAGUUUAUUUUGAACUGACAAAAGAACUUAUCAAAAGGAUACGUCUCAAAUACAUUAAAAUGCAUACUUUUGAAGAUAAUUACUGUAGCUUUAAAAUUGCAAAAUAUUGGAAAUAAAUGUUCUUGAAUAGCAUAGUGGUUGAAUAAAUUAUAAUAUAUUUUUCUUCAUCCAGUGGAAUACCUUGUAGCUAAUGAAAAUAAUGAGAAAGUUAUCUGUUAACCUAACUAAAGUGAUUUUUAGAAUAUUGUGUUAAAUAAAAAUAAUAAAAUGCAACAGAGCACUUGUAUGGUGCUAUCUUUCAUAUGAGAAAGGAGAUAUAAAAAAAUAAAUUUGUGUGCAUAUACCUUGUGUAAAAGAAAUACAGGGGAAGUACACCAGAAUCUGAAGAAAUUAGUUACUUAAAUAGGGUGAGUAGAAAUUAGAUGGAAAGGAAGGAGAAUGAGAACAGAGUAAAAUGGGUAAGGAUAAUACCUGUUUUAACAGUUUUGACUCUUAAAAUCAUAUUUUGUGUAUAAAAUUUAUGACCCUCACAGAUUUAAUGUUAAGAGAAUGAUUUAGAGCAUACAGUUCUGGUUCUUUAUGUGAAUAUUUUUAUAUACAUUCCAGAUUUAUUUUUGCUCAAUAUUUUGUGUUGAAAGCAUUGUGAUAUUACUUCCUAACUAGCCUCUCAGUUAAAGUGGAAUACUAUAUUAUUUAAUAAUAUGUUAAAAGUACACUGCUGAGAUUUUGUUUGCUUUUAUUCUUUCGUUGAAGUUUUCCUUUUAAAAAUUCUAUGUUAUUAAAAAUUGCCUUAGGUGCGGUGUUGGGGUUUUAUUGUUUUGUUUGUUUUUAUUGUAUUGUUUAUUUUAUAUGUUUUCUCUAUUUAGUCUAAGAAUAUUUACAAAGCAAUAUAGUACCUAUAGAAAAGUGAAAAUUGAAGUAAUUACUAUUUCAUUAUUUUCCUUUUUUUAUCUUAGUUUUAGGUUGGCUUAAAAUUAUGCUGAUUUAUAUAGAAGUAUAGAGGUCGGUGACACAGUAGAGGCACAACUUUAAUACCUUGUAUAUCUUGAAGGAAUGCUAGUAAAUUGUCUGAAUAUUAGAGAUUGUGCAAAAA
Messenger RNA from Cavia porcellus (domestic guinea pig), 38459 nucleotides. It is a transcript of the gene Macrod2, whose product is annotated as mono-ADP ribosylhydrolase 2. The transcript is spliced from 4 exons. The record is from RefSeq and is a predicted model, not a curated record. Lineage: Eukaryota; Metazoa; Chordata; Mammalia; Rodentia; Caviidae. The coding region runs from base 274 to 624 and encodes 116 amino acids.